Molecule: messenger RNA, 1307 nt
Organism: Triplophysa dalaica
Lineage: Eukaryota; Metazoa; Chordata; Actinopteri; Cypriniformes; Nemacheilidae
Product: E3 ubiquitin-protein ligase RBBP6-like
Exons: 8
Coding region: 221-1246 (341 amino acids)
Biological process (GO): ubiquitin-dependent protein catabolic process; mRNA processing; protein ubiquitination
Cellular component (GO): nucleus
Molecular function (GO): ubiquitin protein ligase activity; zinc ion binding
Source: RefSeq, a predicted model, not a curated record
UUUAGUGUUGCUAAUCGCGGUUCCUGAAAGCACAUUUCUUCAUCCUCGUUGUUGUCAAGUUUUUAACUUUGAAGUUCAUAUUUGUGUUGAUUAUAUAUAUUAUAUUUGUGGUUAAUUACUUGCUGUUAUUUCUGUUAAUUUCUUCUGCAUUUCUGCAAUUUAUUGCAUUCAUUGAUCUGUUGUUAUUGUUGCAGGGGCAUCAGAACGCAGCCGAGUCAACAUGCCGUGUGUUCAUUAUAAGUUUUUCAGUAAACUAACACACGACACGGUGAUCUUUGAUGGCCUUCACAUCACUCUCGGAGAUUUGAAACGCCAAAUCAUGAGACGAGAGAAACUGAAGCGCUGCGAUCUGAGCAUCAAAAACGACCAAACCAAUGAAGAAUACACUGAUGAUGCGGACAUCAUCCCCAGUUACACCAUGGUGACCGUCAGACGAAUCCCUGGAACUGGACUAAAAUCCACAUAUAACAGACAUGCCAAUAACUGUUCUAAACCAUCAGUGGAUCUUCAAAAGCAAGGAGGACAAAAUAAAAGCUGUCAUGUUCCAGUCCAGCCUCUGUUACUAUUCUUCGAAGAUUCAACCUUUGUUGGGGGUAAACGCAUUCGGAGAAGCGCAGGAAUUCCUGUCAGCUUCCUAAUGGAGGUGGAGGACCCCAACAUGAAGGGAGUGAUGCUGAGCAGCAGCGGAAAGCAUGUUAUUCCCAUUAUUAAUGCUGAGGCUUACGCAUCUCAGAAGAAAGAGAAUCCACCUUUCUUACCCCAGAUCGAGUCCUCCUCGUCGGCCUCAGAUGGAGAUCCAGUGCCCGAUGCCUUUCUGUGUAAGAUCUGUAAAGAUCUCAUCACCGAUGCUGUGUCGACUCCCUGUUGCAGCAGCAGCUACUGCGACGACUGUAUCCGAUCGUGUCUGCUGGAUUCAGAUAAACAUGUUUGUCCCACCUGCAAAAAGUCUUGUGUGUCUCCUGAUUCUCUGAAUAUAAACACGUUCUUACGCCAGGAAGUGAACCGUUUUAAGAACAGAGCCGAGGGGUCUGCUUUCUCACACCAGCAAAGACCCCUUCACUCUCAAUCAGUGUGUUCCACCACAAGCCCGAGCCUCAGCCAUGGAUCCAGCUCGAUUUCUUUUGAACCUCAGAGCUCUCGCACCAAUUUACCCUCUGGUAAGAGGCGACGGGACUUGAGCGAGAAUGAUGAUGAAGACAAUGGCUCCACACCUCUCCACAAGAAAACCAAGCAUACUGCUGUGUAAAGAACAUCCAGAGCGCUUCAUCAUCAUAAUGUAUAUAUUAUGUAAAUAUUAUGUAUAUAAU